ACCUCUUCAUCAACCAACCCCGCACCUCCAACGCCUCAAGAUUUAUUAUCCCUUCGACCAUCACCACUACGCCCACCAUGCCCAGCAGAAGAUCGCAUUUUCUGCUGGCGCGGCGUCAACACACCUCCCCCAUCCAUGAUCAAUCAUCCCGUCAUUCAUUUUCUCACCAACGCCUCAAACCAAGCAUCGCUUCAAGAAACAACAAGCUAUGGCUCAGGCCUCAGAAAGUUCCACAUGUUCUGUGACAUAUUCUCCGUCCCAGAAGCAGGCCGUUUGCCAGCAUCAUUCAAAAUGCUGCACUCAUUUGCCCUUUGGGCCAUCUCUGAUCCUUCCACAGCAGAAUCAUUUCUAAAAAAAUACCUUUCCGCUAUCUGCACAUGGCACAUAGCGCAAGGUUGGCCACCCCCGCUAUCACCAGAACAUUUCACGCAAAUUAAUUGGUCACUUCGAGGAAUGGAGAACUUGCAAGGUACUUGUUGUAAACUGGUCAGGCCCCCAAUUACACUCCAGAUGCUAACGGCUAUCAAAGCCACCCUGCGGUUAGAUCAGCCGUUCGAUGCAUGCAUAUGGGCUAUGUCCAGCUGUGCAUUCUUUGGAAUGAUGCGCUUCGGAGAAGUCGCAGUCAAAACACGUAUGAGUUUCGACAAGUCGAAACAUAUCACAAGAAAGGACAUUUUCAUCAGAGUAGAUUUAGCAGGAAAACCUUAUGCCAGGCUUGACCUCCCUUGA
Molecule: messenger RNA, 729 nt
Organism: Suillus paluster
Lineage: Eukaryota; Fungi; Basidiomycota; Agaricomycetes; Boletales; Suillaceae
Exons: 2
Source: RefSeq, a predicted model, not a curated record